Molecule: messenger RNA, 1254 nt
Organism: Necator americanus (New World hookworm)
Lineage: Eukaryota; Metazoa; Nematoda; Chromadorea; Rhabditida; Ancylostomatidae
Exons: 7
Coding region: 1-1254 (417 amino acids)
Source: RefSeq, a predicted model, not a curated record
AUGACCACCAAUCUGCGUCGUCGCCAGGCGGCCAAAACGAACGAUGCCGGCCAGCGCGACGAGAGCGACAAAACGUCGUCGAAGCUCCAUAAAACAACUGUGCCGCAAAAACGCAAAUGCAGUGUCUCGAAUACGGAGAAAAUUCUAUUCAGGAUACCAGUGAUUCUCUUCUACGCAUUCUGGUUCAUCUUCGGUAUCCUAGUACUCCGGAAGACUCAAAAUGCGAUUGCUGCCGUUCGCUACGUGAAAAGACACGGGGACUCCGUAGCGCAGGAGAUCAUUGAGAAUUCUCAAGAGUUCGACGAUUUAAUUCACAUGCUGGAUGAGGAGUUCACAAGGCCUCCGGCAUUUCUACUACUCAACCAAUACGCACUCAAUAUGACAUAUAACUUUUUGUGCAAUACAGCCAGCCUUCCUGGUGUCCAUGAAAGGCUGAUAUUCGUCACACUGGAUACGGUGGCCAGAGAUGAACUGAGAAGAGCAUGGCCGAAUAUUCGACAGUUCCAUUGGCCAACACCAAGUCUUUACAAGCCGUUCAGUUUCGCGGAAGGCCCUUAUCAAACAAUCUACCUACUUCGGGCCAACCUAGCUGUGAGUCUACUAAGGAAAGGGAAAUCUUUUUGGAUGAUGCAACAAGACACUUUCUGGCGUAAGAACCUCUUUGAGCUCGGUUUUGAAGAUGAUAUGUCGUACGAUGCGAUCUUCGAUCAACUCGGUGUGGACGAGAACAGUAUGAGGACGAAUUGGGUGAAUGGUGCAAACUUCUUCAUCCGUGCGAACAAUGAUACGAUCAAGUUUUUCGAGAGGUUGUCAGACAAAUUGGCACAUUGGUACACACCAGACAUGGGAGUAAUGAUCCAUCAAUGCCAUACAUGGGGUCGACCACGAUGUGCUUAUUUUCCCUACGAACUAGCACACUCAUGGGAAUGGAUGUACUCGGAGCAAAAAAAUCCUCCGUAUAUUAUGCAGUUGGACUGCGAGACAGAUGGUGGCUCCAAGUUAAUGCAACUCGGAAAGUUUGGUUUCCAGUUCGUCGAUAGAAAUGGCACCUGCGACCAUGAAAAGGUGAGGCUAGCUCGUGAACGCAUGGAAGCUGGUAAAAUUGAGGUUCGACAGAAUUUCCCGUCAUGGGGACGUCUUCAGUUCAAAGCGUAUUGGUGUAUAGUCGAAUACAUUCUAUGGACACCAUACAUCGGACCAUUGCUGAAGCCGUACUUACCACUCGUCGGCUACAUUCUCAUGAUCACUGUCUAG